This is a messenger RNA of Geodia barretti, 850 nucleotides long. The record is from the annotation of a GenBank genome assembly. Lineage: Eukaryota; Metazoa; Porifera; Demospongiae; Tetractinellida; Geodiidae.
UACAGAGAGGGUGACAUUCGUCUGGUGGGAGGACCUCACAACUGGGAGGGUAGAGUGGAGAUAUUCUGGAAUGGAACAUGGGGAACCAUCAGUGACUCUCAGUGGACCAAUGAGGAUGCUUCUGUCAUACGUAGACAGUUGCAACACAUGUUACCUGGAUAUGCCAUGCCCUGCUGUGAUGAUGAGAGUGGAGAUAACUCUAGCAGUCAAAUAGCACCUCAUUUUGGCAGUGUAAUCUGCACUGGGAAAGAGAACAAUAUCACUGAAUGCAGUUACAGUACCCAAAAUAUAUCUGCUCAGCAAGACAUAGGUGUCCACUGCCAGCAAGGUAACCAAGCAAGAGAAGGUGAAAUUCGAUUAGUCGAAGGUGACUCCCCAUGGGAGGGUCGAGUUGAGAUUCACCUAUCUCGUGAAUGGGGCACAAUAUCUGAUGCAGAAUAUUAUGAUUCUCGAGAGGCUACAGUAGUUUGUCGACAGCUUGGCUACAAUUUUUACAAUGCACGUUCUUACUGCUGUGCAAGGUUUGGAGAAGGGAGUGGUCAGAUAAAGAGUCGUUACAUCUCAUGCAAAGGAAUUGAACACAGGAUUACAAACUGUUCAUACAACACACAUUUGCAUCAGGAGGACCACUCAGAUGACUGGAGUGUCUCAUGUGACAUAGGUGACUGUGAAAGUGGACGCAUCAGACUGGCAGGUGGAGAUACAGAGAGAGAAGGAAGAGUUGAGAUAUGUAUUAACGGAGAGUGGGGCACAGUCUGUGGGAAACUCUGGAUGAAAAACAACACAAAUGUUGUGUGUAGAUAUCUUGGAUUCAGUGACACGUAUGAUUGUGAGGUGGUUUAAUGGGGAG